AUGGCUUCUAAGGUUUUCUCUGCCUUCUUCCUCCUAAGCACCUUUGGAGAUGUGUCAGCUUUCUGGCGCAUGGAGUGUCAUGGCCGCACAGGUCUAGCUCGUAUUGAUCCGAUUAUGGAUGCUGGCGUGGUAUCUCCUCAUAUCCAUACCGUCCACGGCUCUUCUGGGUUUUCGCUCAGCUCUACUUACGAUGACCUUGUGCAGGGGAGCUGCAGCUCGUGUGCCGUGAAGCAAGACAAGUCGGCAUAUUGGACCCCUGCGCUCUACUUCCAAGAUAGCGAGACUAAACAGUUUGAGAUCGUUCCCCAGGUUGGAGGGAUGCUUGCGUACUAUCUUCUGCGGGGAGAUAACGUUACGGCUUUCCCGCCCGGAUUCCAGGUGGUCGCUGGAAGCAACUAUCGACGAGACUAUACUGUCGGGGAUCCAAAGUCACCUGACCCUCCUCAGUCUGACUGGGCUGCUCUCAAGCAAACUAGCCAGAAUGACCUCGAGCAACGAGCAAUCGGAUACAAUUGCUUGGAUUACAAGAAGGAGCCCGAAGGUUCGCUACUCCGUCACUACUUACCCGACAAGGAUUUCCUCGACGCAAACUGCCCUGAUGGUCUCCGCAUCGAAUUGAUGUUCCCAUCAUGCUGGAACGGUGAUAUCACAGCUGCGGACCACAAGAGCCAUUUGGCGUAUCCCAACUUGGUUGGAAAUGGUGACUGCCCCGAGUCCCAUCCGAAACGAUUAGUUACUCUAUUCUACGAGACUAUCUGGGAUACCGACAACAAACAGUUCAAGGGCCGCAAUGGAGAAUUUGUCGUUUCCAACGGUGACCCAACAGGAUUUGGCUAUCAUGGCGAUUUCAUGACUGGCUGGGACGUUGACUUCUUGCAGGAAGCUAUUGACACCUGCACGAACGCAUCCGGCAACAUUCGGGACUGCCCACUCUUUAUGAACAACGGACCUCUCCAAACUGACGAAGAACAAAAUUCUUGUGAAUUCGAUGUUCCGCCAAUGCUAGCCCAGGAAGAUGGUUCUGCUCGCAACCUUGCAAACCUCCCCGGUAACAUCCAGGUCCAGGCUGGUCCGCAGUCUGCCACCCCCGGUGCUGGCGAUGCCAAUCCUAUCAUUUCCGCCGCAACCAGCUUACUUGGUGGUUUCUUUGGUAGCGCCUCGUCGUCUACUACGUCCUCUAGCAUCCCAGCUGUUACCUCAUCUAGUGCAUCUGUCGAAUCGGUUCCGGUAUCUCAGAAUUUCGGUGCCCUUGCAGUGCCGCCGGCCGAGACGCCCUCUUCGAGUACGCCUCUACCUACUCCGCCAACGACCACUCCCGCCCCAGCAGUUACUUCGGACCCUGGUGUGUCAUACGAAGUGGUUAGCACCCAGACCAUUACGCGCGGUUCCCAAGUCGAAGUUGUGAUCUGGAAAGAGCCCGUUGUAUAUGUAACGGAGGAGUCUAUCACGACCGUAACAGUCGAAUCCCCGGCGGUGAAGCCACGAAGAUUCUAUGGCAGACAUGCCUUACAGCACGGACACCAUGCUCGGAGGACUUAA
Daldinia loculata is the source of this 1539-nucleotide messenger RNA. RefSeq lists its product as uncharacterized. The record is from RefSeq and is a predicted model, not a curated record. Lineage: Eukaryota; Fungi; Ascomycota; Sordariomycetes; Xylariales; Hypoxylaceae. The coding region runs from base 1 to 1539 and encodes 512 amino acids. The transcript is spliced from 4 exons.